CGACGUCCUUAAAGUAAGAUGGUGCAAACUGGAGGGCGACCCCUUCAAGUUGCAUCACUGAUUGACGAAAAUUUCGAGUGCCUGGAACGAGUUGACAACAACUUGAAUCGCUACUACUGGAAAUGCAAACAUUGUGGUGACACUAAUAACUCAUCAGGGCAUGCAGGCGAAGUAGAGCGCACAUUCUCUGAUCUCGGCACAACACAAUCAGCGCGACGGUGUAAUCUCUCAGUUGACACAUUUGAAACACUCGGCAAAAUUCGUGCAAACGUUCGACACCACAGCGCCAUGAAAGCCGCGGAGGCUGGGAAGCCCACCUGCCGUCGACAUGCUCACAUGCACACUCAUGAAGAGGUUGGCAUUGCUGUCGAGACUGCACAGGAUCUUGAAGCAUCCUUCGCGUGGGCACCUCCACUCUCGACUGAACCUCGCGAUGCAGAUGACUUAGCUUGCUGGUCUAGAGAGUAUCUCGCCUGAAAUGUUAACGAAGUUGAAGUGCUCGAGGGAAAUGCUUUUGAUUUUGACGAGU
Molecule: messenger RNA, 529 nt
Organism: Suillus subalutaceus
Lineage: Eukaryota; Fungi; Basidiomycota; Agaricomycetes; Boletales; Suillaceae
Exons: 3
Coding region: 19-477 (152 amino acids)
Source: RefSeq, a predicted model, not a curated record